Messenger RNA from Python bivittatus (Burmese python), 3306 nucleotides. RefSeq names its product 3-hydroxyacyl-CoA dehydratase 1 (gene HACD1). The record is from RefSeq and is a predicted model, not a curated record. Lineage: Eukaryota; Metazoa; Chordata; Lepidosauria; Squamata; Pythonidae. Gene Ontology annotation, cellular component: endoplasmic reticulum membrane. Gene Ontology annotation, molecular function: 3-hydroxyacyl-CoA dehydratase activity. Gene Ontology annotation, biological process: sphingolipid biosynthetic process; very long-chain fatty acid biosynthetic process; fatty acid elongation.
GGCCGCGCGUGCCUGGCUCUGUCUGCGCCUGGCCUCGGGGGAGAGAAGCCAUGGCGUACAGCGAAGAGGACGGGGGGGCCGGCAACGGCUCGGUGGAAGAGAAGGAGAACGGCAAGAAGGUGCUUCGGCCUCGCGGCGCCGUGACCACAGCCUGGCUGAUCUUCUACAACAUCACCAUGACGGCCGGGUGGCUGGUACUAGCUAUUGCCAUGGCCCGGUUCUAUAUGGACAAAGGAACAUACAAAGGAUUAUAUAAAAGCAUUCAAAAGACACUUAAAUUUUUCCAAACUUUUGCUUUGCUUGAGAUACUCCACUGUGCUGUUGGAGUAGUGCACACUUCUGUGCUUGUGACGGGGGUCCAAGUGAGUUCAAGAAUCUUCAUGGUGUGGUUUGUUACACAUAGUAUAAAACAGAUCCAGAAUGAGGAGAGUGUUAUUCUUUUUCUGGUUGUAUGGACUGUGACUGAGAUUACUCGAUAUUCCUUCUACACAUUCAAUAUGCUCAACCAUUUGCCAUACUUCAUAAAAUGGGCCAGGUACAAUUUUUUCAUCAUCCUAUAUCCAGUAGGAGUUGUUGGUGAGCUGCUAACAAUUUAUGCAGCAUUACCCUAUGUGAAGAGAUCAGGCAUGUUUUCAGUGAGACUUCCUAACAAAUAUAAUGUCUCUUUUGACUACUACUAUUUUCUGCUCAUCGUCAUGGCCUCUUACAUACCAUUGUUUCCACAACUGUAUUUUCAUAUGCUACGUCAAAGAAGGAAAGUACUUCAUGGUGAAGUGAUUGUGGAAAAGGACGAUUAAAACAAACUGUAAUCAUGGUGCUUUUUCAGAGUAACAAACCAGAUCCUUCACAUGUUACCCAAGCCCAACUUGGAAAUUUUGGGACAAAACAACAAUGCACAAAACCAACAUAGAUCGUGAUAUUUUGUAACAGAUGUCCUCCCAAGGGCUUAUAUGAAAUUUUAGUCUUAUUUUUCAAGCUGUUUAAGAUGCUUUUGGUCACAAAUCUUGGCAGCAGUUGAGUAAGAUUGGAAUUCGUUAUUCAGAAAUUCCAAUUCAUCAUUUUAAAUACUUUAUUACUGAACUGUGAUUAUUGCACUAGCCUAUCUGGCUAAGCUGUACUUAGGAGAUGCAAGUCCUGAUUGUGUUCGCAAAGUCUUUUUACCUGUACUUGAAGGUAAAGCCACCUUGAGUCAAAGUCAACGGCUAGUGACUACCUAGAACAAUGCUAUGUAAUUUUCUUGGCGAUAGUACAGAAACAGCUUGCCAUUGCCUUCCUCUGGAUGUUUUUAAUUCCCCAGGCUGGGCUACAACCCUGUUGCUUUUCUUGGUGAUCACCCAUUCACAUGCUAACUGGGUCUAACCCUGCUUAGAUUUGAGCUUGGCCAGAAGUUGCCACCUACCGACUGGCAUUUGGAAGUAGAUAAAUGCUUGUGCCUCCUGCUUUAUAAGAUGCUGCCCAAGAAGGCCCCUGAGUAAUGAAAAUGCUUCUCUUUUCUUUGUUAAUAACAUUUGGAAUUCACACAUUUUCUUUUCACAUUUAAGAGGGGUUUUUUUUACCAAUCCUAAACUUACAUUCUUUAGAAUUAUUUGCAUUGAAUUUGAAUGAUUUUUAAAAGCAUCUCCCUGAAAUAAUUACAACAGUGGAAAUAAUAGAAAAUGGGUUCAGUCUUAAUAUAGAAUAAUUCAAAACUGGAAGCAGUUAACCAGGAGAUAACUGCAAUAUCUCUUUGCAAAUCCAAGCCUACUAGACUCUAGAAUAAUUUUUAAAAGGAACAUUUAAGUACUCUGGAUAAUCUUAAAACAGCUGUCCAAAAAGCAUUUCUGUAACAAAAAGAUUGUGGAUACAAAAAUGUAUGAAAAUCUUAUCACCCACUAGUUAUAUAAUGAAAGUUCAAGGUAAACUCUGUUAAUUUUUGGUUUAAUUCAUCAUGUUUAGUGGCUCUUAUUUAUUUUAAUCCUUCUGAUUAAAACUUGCAGAGCAAAAUCCAAAGGAGUAGGUGACUAGUAGGGCUGGAUAAUACUUUGGCUUCGAUUCCAGAAAAGUACCUUAGAGCACGUGGGAGUAUUGACUGCAGCAUCCGUCGGCAACUCUUUUAAAGCGGCCAUUUCUUUCCCGGCAUCUUGUUGCAGAUGCAGAGGGCACCCAUGCAAUCCUAGGACCAGAUGUGCCUUUUAAAGAGUUGCAAACAAGUGCCACGUUCACACCCCCAUGUGUCUCAGAAUCUACUUUUCAGAAUUAUUUCCAAAGCUCUAUACUGCCCUCACAAGUAGUUCCAUAUGUUCAGGGAGUGUUAGGAUUUGUCUUUUGCAGGAAAAAAAAGUUUACUUGGUAAAAUAGAAAAGAGAUUAAAAAUCUGACAGUCUUCUGUUCAAAGUUGCUGAUGGGAAAUAAAAAUGUUAAGCUUCUCCUCUAAAAUAAUGUGAUGUAGGCUAUGUUGCUCUUUGAAUUCUUGUCAUUAUCACUUUGAAUAAAAUUGUAAGCUUUGAAAAAGGAAGUAUUGGAAGAAGCAAUGUCUGUAACCUCAGAUCAGUCUGAAAUCUGACUCCAGAGAUUUUCAAAGCAGAGAUAGGCAGCUUUUUGGCAGCCAAAAGCCGCACUUCUUAAAAAAAUAUUUUUCCGGUAGUGGAGAAUUGCAAAGAGUGGAUAGUAAGAGGAUGACAACACCAGAGAGGGCACAGCUGAUAAUAUUUUGCCUAUUCAUUAUUUUGGGGAGGGGGUGUUGAGAGUUCCUAAUCAGAACCAUAACCUUUUUAUUUUCAGAACAAAUUUCUGUUGUCAUUGUGCCUCUGGACUUCAACAUUGUGAUCUGCAGAGCUCUAUGGGCUGUGACAGAGGGGUGGGGGUGCCGUAUCCAUUUGGGGUUCAUGGAAUUAGGGACCUUUGCUCCACAACAUCUGGACUGUAGAAUUUAUAGUGGCAGUUGUUGGUUUGGUGGUCUUUGCAUGAAUAGAAGUGCUCUUUUUGCUUGCCCAGGACAAGUGUUAACUCUAAGCGAUGGGCUUAACUCUUUGGGUCAAAUCCUGAUUUUUUUUUCACAGUUAAGAUACUCUAUUUAAUUGGAGUUUCUUUGUAUUAUUCUACAAUAAUAUGAUGAAAGGUGCUCUGUUUAUUUCAUGUUAGAGAAAGCUUUAAGAUACAGUACCAUAAAGUCAUUCGGUCAUGCUUGUAUUUAAAGGUUUCAAGAGGAAUCAAUUCUAUCUUUGCAAUAAUUGCUUACAGUAUGUCUUCUUUUAACAAUUUCAUCUGUUUCGUACAAAAUAUCCAGGCAGCUCUUUGAAACAGGUUUCUGAAUUAGUACAGAGAAGA